AGUAUUUUUUUUUCAAAUUUUUAUUUUAUUUAAUUUAGCCUGCGGUAAAGGGAAGUAAACAAGUCGAUCUUUUCACGCAUGAUCCGGAUCAUGGUUAUAAUUUCUGUAAACAUGGCGUUAGUAGAAAAUAAGAGUUUGAAAUACAGUGUUCAAUCAUAUUUUUUAUCUGUAAAAUGAUUUGUUAACUAUUUUUCAUAUUUUGUUCUUUUGUAAAGUGAAUUUUUAUCUUCACAUUUACUUAGUUUCUUUGAAUCAUGGAUGACACAACUAAAGUAUCAUACACAGCAUUGAAAGAUGGAGACUGUUCCAUUUUUGAUGAUCCACUGACAAAAAGUAAGGCUCUGGAAGUGAAAGUAAGGCAGCUGUUAAAGGAAUUAGAAGAAACUAAAUCACUUCUGGCUGUUGUGGAGUGUCAAAAAGAUAACGAAAUUGAAAAUGAAAAGCAGAAAUGUAAGGAAGAGAUAGCAUCUCUCCAGGAGAUUCUGACAGAAAGAAGUCUGAUUUGCUUCUUAAUAGAAGCUGUUGGUGAUGCUGCUACAGGUUCAUCUAACUGCUAUGAGACUGAAAUUGCCAGACUUCAGCAAAUCAAUGAGAAGUUAGAUGCAGAGUUAAAUGAAAUGAAGGCAAGGGAAAGGGAAGGAGUUCUCACAUCAGUGGCCAAAUCUCUGAAACAACGGGUUGGCAGUAUUAGUCCACACACAUUUAGUACAUGGAAUGAUAAUAGUGAAAACUUGGAGGACAGCAUGAAGAAGGCCCAAGAAGAUUCUGAAAUACUGAAAUCACUUGUUGUUCCACUGGAAGAGGAAAUCUCCAUUCUAAAGGAAAAAUUACGUUAUACGAGUGACCAGCUCAAGAUUUAUGAGACAGCGUUCUCAAGUUUGGUGAAUGGAUUGGGCUCCGAAUCUCUUGUUGAUGUAAUGAAGGAUCAGAAUCCAGUAGAUGUCUUGGGGCAACUAGAUGAGAAGCUGACCAGCCUGAACAAAGGGCUCCAGGCAGAGAAAUCUUCACGAAGUGACCUAGAGAUGUAUGUGGCGGUGUUGAACACGCAAAAAGAAGUCAUGCAGGAAGACAUGGAUCAUGUCAGAAAAGAAUUGCAGGAAGUAUGUCAGUUGCUAGAGCAAGAGAAGAAAGAACAUGCUGCACUAAAGAGGACAUGGCAAAUGGCUAAUGAUCAAUUUCUGGAAGCCCAAAGAUUGCAAAUCUCGGACAUGAGACGAAUGCAGAGUGUACUGACAGCAGAGCAGCUUCGCCAGGUGACAGAACUGCAACGGAAGGAUGAAGAGCGGAUGGAGCAAGAAAAAAAAAUAGCCAGACUUCAGCAGAUGAAUGUGGAUCCUGACAAGAGCAGUGAAGAGCAUCUUCACCAGUCUUCUAGAUCUUCUCCGUCCCCAUCAGCUACACCAAGAAAGUCUUCUCCUCUGGUAGGACACAGAAGACUGAAAUUAGCAGGUACCAGGUCAGUCGACCAAGUAGACUCCACGACUUUUUGUUCUGAUAGGACAAGAAGUGCUCCUGAAGACUUAAGUCUCACUGGACUGUGUGGGUACCAAGACAAACAUCUUUUGAAUAGGAAGACAAAAACAGCUUGUGAUACUGAGACUUCUAGUUUGAGACGAGCCAUCUCUAGCUCUUUCCUUCAGGAGUGUAAGCAGGAGAAGAAACGAGGCUCAGCAGAGACUGUCUCCCUUCUUGGGUUCGAGGAAAUCUCAGAUAAUUCUUUAAAUGCACAGAAGCUUCCCAGCCUUACCAAAGAUCAGUUGAAAGCUUUGUCAGAUUUAACACCAGAAAUGGAAGCUCGAAAAUUAUUGUUAGACAAUGCACGAGCAGAACAAGAGACUUUUUCUUUAGUUGGGAAGAGAUUGGUUAGUGAAAAGGAAUGGCUUUUGUUGGAAGAAGAGGUGAAACGAGCGAGGGAGAAAAUGGGACGUUCGUGUGAGAUGUGCAGCAACUAUGAACUUCAGCUCCAACAAAUUCAGGAGGCUGAUCAGAAGCACCGGCAGCAGUUGGCAGAUCUUCAACAGACAAUAGAUAACUUAAAAGAGGACCUCCUGCGGGAGCAGGCCUUCCGCUUAGACUUGGAGCAGAAGUUUAAUCUAGCUGCAGAAGAUGUUAUGAAACAGGUCAGUGAACUGUUCAAAACAUUUGAAGACAAAGAAAAGUACAUCUCUGAGCUGAGGUCUGAAUACACAUCAUGCUAUAAUGAUGUGUAUGACAAAUUGAAACAGCUUGUUACUGAAAGAGAAGAAAUGAGGACCAGGCUAUCCAAAUUAUAUGAAGAGAACAGUUCACUACUUGGAAAACAUAUUGCUCGUGCUCAGCAGCUACAGAAUGAAGAAAUAAACCUUCCUAACACUGUUGAGGAGAUGCAGUUCCUGUAUUUGAAGUUGCAGGAAGACCUUAUAACAGCUCUCAUAGCAAAAGAAAAAAUAGAGGAAGGGUUGAAGAGUGAAAUUCUCUUUCUCAGAGAUGAGAUCAUGGCAGAACAGAAUGCUAAAGAGACAAUGGAAGACACACUAACUCAAGAAAAUGACACUCUGCGAGAACAAUUAACUGAUUUGCAGAGAAUAAAUUCAGAACUAGAACUGGAAAAAACAAAAAGAAGAGAAUUUGAACAGAAACUAAAAGAACUUGAAUCUAAGUUUCUAGAGUCUCAUGAAGAACAAGAGAAAAAAGUAACAGAGACUCGGAUGAGUUUGGCUGAAGUUUCAGUACUUAAAACACAACUGGAAGAAGAAGUUCGUCACUUGAAGUCCAAAAUACAGAGCCUUCAGACAGAUCUGGACAAUAGUGAGGCAGUUCAAAGGGAUUUUGUAAAGCUUUCUCAGUCAUUACAGAUGGAAUUAGAGAAAAUUAGACAGUCUGAUAAUGAAGUCAGAUGGCAGCAUGAUGAUGAUGUUUCUUUUUGUAAUCUGUGUAAAAAAGUUUUUCAUUAUCGCAAAGAAAAGAACCACUGUAACCAUUGUGGAAAAAUAUUUUGUGUUGACUGCACCUCCAAAAUAGUGUACAGUGGCCCAAAGAAGCGACCAUUUAAGGUAUGCUCUGUAUGUCACACCUUGUUGGAUCAUAAUACUGCCCCAUAUUUCAGUAAUGAACCUCCCCACACUCCAUAUUGACAGCUUUUUCAUUAUUGUAGUAAUGUCCCUCAGCAUAUUCCACAUUUACUCUUUCUUUAUUUCGGUAAUGAACCUCCCCACACUCCAUAUUGACAGCUUUUUCAUUAUUGUAGUAAUGUCCCUCAGCAUAUUCCACAUUUACUCUUUCUUUAUUUCAGUAAUGACCUUCAACAUUUUUCAAAUUCAGUGUUCCUCCAUUUUAUUAAAGAAACUGAAUAACCUCCUAAUUAACAUCAGCUUUUUCAUAUAAUAAUGAAAUUAAAAAUGCUCGAAACACACCAAACUGACUGCUUUUUCUGUGUUGUAAUAAUGACCAUCAGUGUAUUCUAGAUUACAUUUUCAUUUAUUUCACUACUGAGACUCAACACACCCCAGGUUAUUACAAUUUGUUAGUCCCAUAAUGAGCUUCAGCAAGUCCAAGGUAAUAAAGUUAUUUUAUUUUAAUAAUGAAGUAAAGUAAAUGUGAAACAGAAAGCUAGACACUUGUUUCAUUAAAGAGUAUUUAAAUUAUACAGUACACUAUGCAAGAUGUGUUUCUGUGGGUGAUUUCUUUUAGAACUAUUUAUAUAAUAGUCAGAAUCAUAUUUCUGUAAACAAGUUUUACAUGUACCUAAAAAACAGUAGUUAUUUGUUAAAAUUAACUGUUCUUACCACUCUGUUCUUUGGUUUGGUGUUACCAUGUAAGAAGCAAUUACAUCGCUAACUUUUUUAAGCCAAAAUAUUAAGAAAAUUGAAAAAUACAAAUUAUUGUUAUACAUAUGUUUUAACUUUCAAAAAAAUAUUUCAUCAAAGAUAAAAAUAUUUUAAGUUGAGAAUAAAUCAUAAUAAUUCUCAUACUUUAUUUUAAAGUGACGAUAAGAAUGAAAGACAUCAAAAUGGACUUAUUUUAGAAGGAAAAAAAUUUAUAAUGAUUUAUUUCCAAGUAUACAGAAUUUAAAUGCACAGCAAUACAUUCACUGUUUUGAUUCAAAUGCUGUUAAAUCACUUAUAAAUUCUUGUUAAAAAUGUUUUUACAAAAAAAUUGCAAAGUUAAAGUUAAACUCUUUAAAAUGUUUUUACAAAAAAAUUGCAAAGUUAAAGUUAAACUCUUAAAAAUGUUAAAGUGCAAGUUAAGCUAUUUGCUUGCAGUUUUAUUGCUUAUCAAAUUAUGAAUUUAAAAUGUAUCAGUAUUGUUGAAUGGAUUUUUUUCUUAUUGUACAAUGCCUAACUAGUAGCAGACACAUGUAAGAGUGUAAAAUGAUUACCAAGCAUAAUGUUUCUUUCAAUAAGAUAGAGUGGACCUAAGUUACAAACUGAAACACACAUAGCUAGCUCAAACAGAGAUUAUUUACCAAAUUAUGGUCUUCCCACUAAUAAAAGGCUUAAACUUAUCUCCAAGUUUCUGUUUUUCAUCAUUGUCAAGGUAGAUGUGUAUGUUAUUACAGCUCUACUGAGUAAUGAAUUUUUUCACUGAGCUGUAAUGAUAUAUAUCACCUAACUCUUAAAAUAAGGAAGAACAUAAAAGUUGGCAAUAAAUGUAAGUUUUUUAGCAGUGAAGAGUAUAUAUUGGUUAAUAAAUGACAAGUCUUUUUUUUAAUAUAUACUCUGUAAAAAACAAGAUAAUUAUCAAACAUUUACACCCAACAUAUUUGCUUUUUAUAUCAAAAUAACUUAAGAAACUACUCUUUAAUAUACAGAAGUGUUAACAGUGGUUUUUAAUAUAACCAAAAGUUGACAUUCAUUGAUGAUGUUAUCACUUAUUGACAAUAGACUUGCUCUAUAGAUUCUCCAGGUGCAUCUGAUGUGCUUGAGUCCAAUUUUUGUGUACAAAACCUUGGGGGGGGGGGCUAGAAGUGUCAUAUUUUGGAACAAGUCAAGAGAUUAUCUCUCCAAAUUUCCUUUUUAGGCCAUAUCGUAUUUUACUUUUAUGUUGUUUUUUUUUGAGUAACUCAAACUGCUUUGUUGUUUUGUGCAAAAAUUAUAUAUAUGUUUGUAAAGAAAAAAUAAUUUGAGCAUAUGGAGAGUGCUUUUAUAUUUUGAUCAUAUCCGAUUUUUAUUGAAAUAUUUUGUUCAUUUACGAGUUAUGUAGCACUCAUGUGGCAUUCAAAUAUAUAUAU
This is a messenger RNA of Limulus polyphemus (Atlantic horseshoe crab), 5209 nucleotides long. RefSeq names its product rab GTPase-binding effector protein 1-like. Bases 255 to 3113 code for a protein of 952 amino acids. The transcript has 19 exons. Gene Ontology annotation, molecular function: GTPase activator activity; growth factor activity; metal ion binding. Gene Ontology annotation, cellular component: intracellular membrane-bounded organelle. Lineage: Eukaryota; Metazoa; Arthropoda; Merostomata; Xiphosura; Limulidae. The record is from RefSeq and is a predicted model, not a curated record. Gene Ontology annotation, biological process: endocytosis.